AAACAAAAUUUCAUAUAAAAUGAGUUUUAUUCUCUAAGAGGUCGCUUGUUAAUCUAUUUGGUUCAGUAUACAGACACUGUUCACAAUGAUAGAUACGUGUUCACUGUUUCUAUUCUCGGGACUCCUUGUAUUAUAUGGAGUCAAUACAAGAGCAGUUCAAAACAUUACUUUAGACGGAAGUAAAUUGGUAACAUUUGACAUGUGGGAUGCUUUGAAGCGAAAUAUGACGGAAUUAGUAACAGAACUUAUCGAACAUUCUAAGGUUGACAUGCAGCGGGUUUUUUUCUAUGCAAAUAUGCCUGCAGCUGUAGUAGAUUACAACAAAAACUCAAUUGUGAAAUUCAGUAACGUUUUAUACAAUGAAGGAGAUAUUUUUAACCAUGGAGACGGUGUUUUUGUUUCGCCUGUUACUGGCGUUUACUUAUUUUCCUGGACAAUUCUUACCUUCAAUGGGAAAGCCGUUAAUACCGAAUUACGAGUAGACAAUGUCCUUAAGGAAACACUCCAUGCAAUUGUCGGUAGUGCUGUUGGACAUGUAUCGGUCAGCAGAACUGUUAUUUGUAAAGUAACUAAGAAGGAACACGUGUGGAUACAGACUGGUGAUUCUUACGCAGGAAACGUUUUUGACUACGAUGCAGGAGAUGCGAGUUCAUUCAUGGGUGUUCUCAUAUACGAGAUUUAAAUCCACGAAUCGAAAGAUACGUUUGAAUCACUUUCUUUUCUUAUAUCUUGUACUUAAGGGUAUAAUCGUGUUUUUAUAGACUGACAUGAUUAAUGUUCCUUUAAAACCGUAUAUAAAU
Mytilus trossulus (common blue mussel) is the source of this 800-nucleotide messenger RNA. Its product is annotated as complement C1q tumor necrosis factor-related protein 2-like. Bases 86 to 682 code for a protein of 198 amino acids. Lineage: Eukaryota; Metazoa; Mollusca; Bivalvia; Mytilida; Mytilidae. The record is from RefSeq and is a predicted model, not a curated record. The transcript is spliced from 2 exons. Gene Ontology annotation, molecular function: protein binding.